CUGUUCCGGGUCUCCCGGAGCUCUCACAGGCAUGGAGCCCACGGGGCGCUGCGCUGCCCCGGGAGGGAAGGGGGCUCCGGGGGGGUUUGGUGGGGGACAGUUCCUCAAGCCCUAUGACAGCUUCAUCCGCACCCACCUGCGCUUCUAUGGCUACUUCCGAGACGACAAGACGGGCAGGGAAGAGACUGCCGUGUCCCCGGGGAAACCCUCCAGGCUGCAUCCCACGGCAUCCACCAUGGGCAACACCAGCGCUGGCUGGCAGCAAGGUCCUGGGCAUGAGCCAAACCCCCCCAAGGUGGUGGAGCAGACCCCCCAGCAGGGCAGGCCGGCCCCCUCAACGCACCCCUGGAGGUCUCCAGGAGAACCACAGGCUCCAUUCUCCUUCCCACCUCCACGCUGGCCUGUGGAGUGUGAAGUCAUCCAGGAGAGGAUUGAGCACAUCGAGUGGGUCCCCCCCAAACCAGAGCCCUUUUGCCCACCCAUGGACCCAGAGCAGACCCUGCACACCCCUGGUGAGGAGCAAGGCACCAUCAUCUACCACUCCAGCCCAGCGCUCCAAGGCUCCUGCUUUAUCCGUGCUCGGGUCGGGGGGGCCCCAGGGCCACUCUCCUCACCAGCAGUCCCCUUGGAGGGUCCCCACGACACCACGCUGCUCUUCGAGUCCCGCUUUGAGAGUGGGAACCUCCAGAAGGCCAUCAAGGUGGGUCCCUACGAGUACGUGCUGAUGCUGCGGCCAGACCUGUACACGGCCAAACACACACAGUGGUUCUACUUCCGUGUCCAAAACACGCGGCAGGAGCCGCUCUACCGCUUCACCAUCGUCAACAUGGCCAAGCCCAAGAGCCUCUUCGGCCAGGGCCUGCAGCCACUGCUCUACUCCCAGCAGGAUGCCCAGAGCCAUGGCAUAGGCUGGCGCCGGGUUGGGACCGAUGUCCGCUACUACCGCGGCGGUGCGGGGGAGCCGCCGGCGUUUCGGCUCAGCUGGACGGUGCGCUUCCCGCACGAUGGUGACACGUGCUUCUUUGCCGCCUGCUACCCCUACACCUACUCGGACCUGCAGCGCUACUUGCACGCGCUGGCGGCCGACCCGGUGCGCUCGCGGUACUGCGCAGUGCGGGCGCUGUGCCACAGCCUGGCCGGCAACACCGUCUACCUGCUGACCAUCACCAGCCCGGGCAGCACGGCCGGCAAGCGGGCGGUGGUGGUGAGCGCCCGCGCCCACCCCGGCGAGAGCGGCGGCUCCUGGGCCAUGAGGGGGUUCCUGGAUUUCCUGCUGAGCACCCACGCGGACGCGCAGCUCCUGCGCCGCCUCUUCAUCUUCCAGGUGGUGCCGAUGCUCAACCCCGACGGGGUGGUGGUGGGCAACUCCCGCUGCUCCCUGGCGGGACGGGAUCCCAACAGGGCCUACAGGAUGGCGCUCCCCGGCUCCUUCCCCGGCGUGUGGCACCUGCGGGCCAUGGUGCAGAGGGUGCUGGCGGAGCGGGAGGUGGUGCUGUACUGCGACUUCCAUGGGCACAGCCGCAAGAACAACAUCUUCAUGUACGGCUGCGAUGCCGGCGGGGACGGCACCGGGACGCGGCUGCAGCAGCGCGUGUUCCCCCUGAUGCUGAGCAAAAAUGCCCCCGACAAGUUCUCUUUCUCCAGCUGCAAGUUCCAGGUGCAGAAGAGCAAAGAGGGGACAGGCCGGGUCUCCAUGUGGCGCCUGGGUGUCUCCCACAGCUACACCCUAGAAGUGGCUUUCAGUGGCUCCACGCUGGGUGGGAGGAGCUCCCACUUCAGCGUGGAGGACCUCAAGUCGCUGGGCCGCCUCCUCUGUGACACCCUGCUCGACUUCUGCGACCCUGCGCCCACCAAGCUCCAGCAGUGCCUGGGGGAGGUGGACGCGCUGCUGCGACGGCAGAUGGGUCGUGAGCCAGGUUCUGGAGGCAGCUGGAGUGAUGUGUCCCCCUCAGAGCUUGAGUCCAGCACCAGUGGCUCUGACAGCUCUGUGUCCGAUGGGAUCCCAGAUGACUUCCACAGCCCCAGCAGGCCGAUGGAGCCACGCAGGAGGAAGCGGCUGCGGAGACGGAGAGCAAGGAAUGGCCUGCACCGAACAAACCGGAGCCGCACCAGCAUCCCAGCUGGGACCCGCAGGCAUCCAGUUCUUCCUGGUGUCCAGAGUGGAGGUGGCAGUGCGGGAGAGAAGCCCAGAGCCAGCUCCUGUGUCACCUUUCCCAGGGCAGGGAAGGUCAAGGAAGCUGGAGCAGGGAAUGGCCUCCCUGCCAUUGCAGGAGAGGUGCCUGGAGCUGACUCUGGAGUGGCCCUUCCCAGGGCACCUCAAGCAGGGAAUGGCCGCCGUGCCACCAUGGGAAGGCAUCAGCUGGACAGUGGCACAAGCGCUGUGACACGCCGCAAGCCACCACCGAACCCCUGCCAGGGUGGUGCCACCAGUGACUAUUCCCGGGAUCCAUCCGUGGGAACGAUCCUGGGGCCAUCCUGGACACGGGGCAGGCGCAGGCCCAGGGACAGGACUCGCCCCCUCCCCGUCCCUGCAGCGGCCUCACGGUGCUGUGCCUGCGCUCGGCAGUAAAGAUGCUGCCCCCUCCA
This is a messenger RNA of Prinia subflava (tawny-flanked prinia), 2586 nucleotides long. RefSeq names its product AGBL carboxypeptidase 2 (gene AGBL2). The record is from RefSeq and is a predicted model, not a curated record. Bases 32 to 2569 code for a protein of 845 amino acids. The transcript is spliced from 13 exons. Gene Ontology annotation, biological process: proteolysis. NCBI's taxonomy places the organism in Eukaryota, Metazoa, Chordata, Aves, Passeriformes, Cisticolidae. Gene Ontology annotation, molecular function: metallocarboxypeptidase activity; zinc ion binding.